Messenger RNA from Talaromyces atroroseus, 1602 nucleotides. RefSeq lists its product as hypothetical. The transcript has 8 exons. The coding region runs from base 1 to 1602 and encodes 533 amino acids. Gene Ontology annotation, cellular component: nucleus. Gene Ontology annotation, molecular function: RNA binding. The record is from RefSeq and is a predicted model, not a curated record. NCBI's taxonomy places the organism in Eukaryota, Fungi, Ascomycota, Eurotiomycetes, Eurotiales, Trichocomaceae.
AUGGCCGACGACGAGCGCCGCGCAAAGCGAUCUCGCUUUGACCAAACUGAACCUGAUCACCGUCGACAAUCCAGAUUUGACCGCCGGUCGCGAUCUCCAACCUCUCGACAAUCCGAUUCGGUUCGACAGCGCAGUCCGCUGAGCAAGGAUCCUCGCAGUCCGGCCGCUGAAGCUUCCGCGCAGUCUGCAGGCUCACAGGAUCCCGCUGCUGCUGCAGGUAAUGUUCUCUGGGAUUGCUUUGCCGAAAGUUUGACUGACGGUGUGUAUACAGCUGCUGCUGCUGCCAAAAUCAACGAGCAGCUGAACGCUAGGAAGAUGAGAAACACAUACAAGGCACCUCAGACUGCUGAUGUGCCUCCCGCUUCGAGUGAAAGUCCCGCCGCAAAAACAGCCCCCUCCGCAGAUGGUUCUACCAAGCUCGACAACGACGUUUACGUUGCCGAUGGAGACUAUAUCAAAGAUAUCGAUGUGAACGGCCUGCGUAACCGCUAUGCUCUCACCAGAGGCUCCACGCAGAGAAUGAUUAAAGAAGAAACUGGCGCUGAUGUCACGACCCGUGGUAGCUAUUAUCCAGAUAGGUCCAUGGCCACUCCUACGAAUCCCCCGCUUUACCUUCACGUUACCAGUACCACCCGAGAGGGCCUCGAUAAGGCCAUCGAAAAGAUCGAGGAGCUUAUGAAGCAGGAAUUACCGAACCUGGUAGAUGAGCGCCGAUUCCGUCGACGGGAAGAACAGCCCCAAGUGGAACGAGACGAAUUUGGGCGGAGAAAAUGGCCCGAGGAGCGAAUCCCUAUCGAUCUAGAGCCGAUACCUGGCUUUAAUUUGCGAGCUCAGGUUGUCGGUCAGGGCGGAGCAUAUGUGAAGCAUAUACAACAGAAGACCGGCUGCAAAGUUCAGAUUAAGGGACGUGGGUCCGGCUUUCGAGAACAUGGUACAGAUCGUGAGAGCGAUGAGCCCAUGUAUUUGCAUGUUGCUGGCCCCGAUCCCGAGCAGGUGAAAGUCGCCAAGGAACUUUGCUUAGACCUGCUAUCAAACGUUGGUGAACAAUAUCAACGCUUUAAAGAGAACCCCCCUCAACACAAUUAUGGCGGCUAUGGCCAACGGGGUGAGCGUCACUACGGUGGAGGACAUGGCGGCGGUGGUUAUAGCGGUGGCUACGGCGGAGGUUAUCAUCACCAUAAUCAACAACAUCAACAUCAGCAGUCACCCGCGGCAGCUGCAUCCAUGAGCCCUUCGGGACCAAGUGCUUCAGCUGAGAGCACCCCGGGAGCCACUCCGGGAGCCACUACGGACUAUGCUGCUCAAUAUUCUCAAUAUUACAAUGGCCAGGAUCCAUAUGCGGCUUAUGGGGGCUAUCAGAACUACGUUGCUUAUUAUCAAUAUUACCAACAAUGGGCCCAGCAACAGCAACAACAACAGGGAGGCGCAGCAGACAGUAGUGCAGCAGCAACUACUGCCGCUGCUCCUCAUCCACCUCCAUCAUCAUCUACCGAGCCUCCACCGCCGCCUCCAGGCGCUGGGGGAUCGGGGUCCCCUCCUCCACCACCACCACCCCCUGGUGGUGGAAGCUACAACGCUGUCCCGCCACCACCGGGUUUGUGA